Messenger RNA from Onychostoma macrolepis, 1357 nucleotides. RefSeq names its product peripheral myelin protein 22a (gene pmp22a). Gene Ontology annotation, cellular component: plasma membrane. The transcript has 5 exons. The record is from RefSeq and is a predicted model, not a curated record. NCBI's taxonomy places the organism in Eukaryota, Metazoa, Chordata, Actinopteri, Cypriniformes, Cyprinidae. The coding region runs from base 198 to 671 and encodes 157 amino acids.
UUUCCGAAAAAAAGAAAAAAAAAGAAAAGGAAAGAGGGAAAAAAGCAAAAACUGCUGUGGUACUACAUCUGGAAUAGAGACUCGUGCUUUGAGAAUCUAUAGUGGGAUCCCGUAGUAAAGGCAACCCAGUGUUUUCUUCCUGCUCUCUUUCGCUUUUCAAGGAUUUGUUCCUCUCUCCCUCACCUACGAACCCAAAAAUGCUGGCCAUUCUGUUAGCAACGAUAGUCUUGCAUCUGACAGACCUUAUCAUUCUCUUCAUUGCCACAUGUGCUAAUGCGUGGAGAACACAUGGAGUUACAAAUUAUGACCUCUGGUACGACUGCACACAAAAUAAUGGAGGAUAUCAAUGCCGUGGGACUAGUGAUGCUGACUGGCUUCAAGCAGUUCAAGCCCUCAUGGUCCUAGCCACCGUUUUCUGCUUGAUCUCCUUCAUCAUCUUCCUCUGCCAGCUCUUCACUCUCGUAAAGGGAGGUCGCUUCUUUUUCACAGCCGUCUUCCAGGUCCUCGCCAGUCUGUUUGUGAUGAGCGGGGCCAUCAUCUACACGGUGAUGAGUCCAGAGUGGAAAAAUGAGAAUGAUGCUUACGGAUACGCCUUCGUCCUGGCCUGGCUGGCUUUCCCUCUCACGCUCAUCAGUGGCUUCAUUUACAUUGUCCUGAGGAAGAAAGAAUGAGAGUUCAGGCCUCAGGGAUUGUUGUAGAACUGAGAACACUACUCAGAUGACAGACUCUAACCUAACGGCCGUCUCCUCCAGGCCUGAAUAUUUAGACCCUAAUGUGAUCAAAGAAACUGACAGUUCAUGAAGAUUGAAUACAGCGAAGACACAGUGUGCAUGACACAAAAAAAAGGUGUCUUUGGCUGGUGAGCCUAUUUAUAUCACUUUUAUAUGGCUUUUUUUUGUAAAUAGUAAUGCUAUGAAGUGUCAAUGAAGGCCCUGACUUUUUAAGAUUUUACUCAAGGAGGAGAGAUAUAGGAAAAGUAUCAUUCUUUUUUGUUUUGUUUUGUAUUGUGUGUUAUAACCCUUUUCAAAUAUCUUGUUUUAAAAUGUCAUAAUAAAGCGUAUUCUCAAAGGGAAUUUGUUGACGUCGAUUUGAAAUUUUCUCUUAUAUCCAAAUUCCAGAAUAAUAAAACAAAGAAUUGUGUUUGUUUUGUGUUUGAAAUUCUUUGGAAAUGGUGCUAUGUAUUUACCAUUGCUGAAUAUUUUAUAGUUAGAUACACCUAUAGGCUCAAAUGUUGUGUUAAAUCUCACGAAAACAUUUUAUAACGCAUAUUUUACCUGUGAUUAUAUCGCUUUAUGAGAUGUCUUCUUUCUGUAUUAUUUUUUGUUUGUUUAAGAAAAAAAAUAAAUAUCUAAUUUUU